UUGACAAAGCACAAAUUAUUGAUUUGCAAAAGCUGAAGCUUCAUAUAUACGAAUUUAUUUAUCUUUCUUGUGUUUGUGUUGCCCACACGUAACAAAAUACACACACCUCUCUACUCUCAUCAUAAUCUUCCUUCUUACAUGGAAGACGGCGACAAUUUUGUGGUUGAUCAACCGGCGAUCGAAGGGGAUGAUCAUAAUAGUGCUGAGCUCGAUAGACAAAAUGUCGGAAAGAUGCUUUACGGAUGUGAACAUUAUCGCCGACGCUGUAAACUCCGAGCCCCUUGUUGCAAUGAAAUUUUCACUUGCCGUCACUGCCACAACGAGGCCAAGAGUGCUUUGAGCAAUCCCAAGGAACGGCACGAAAUUGUACGCCACAAUGUUAAGCAAGUUGUUUGUGCUGUAUGCGACACUGAACAGCAGGUUGCUGGGAUCUGUUCAGAGUGUGGUGUCAAAUUUGGGGAGUACUAUUGUGAAAUUUGUAGAUUUUACGAUGACGAUACAAAGAAGGAGCAGUUUCACUGUGAUGACUGUGGAAUUUGCAGGGUAGGUGGUCGAGAAAACUUCUUCCACUGCAAGAAGUGUGGAUCCUGCUAUUCAGUGGAGCUGCGUGAUAAUCACUUAUGUGUGGAGAACUCAAUGAAGAACCAUUGUCCGAUCUGUUAUGAGUUUCUUUUUGACUCGGUGAAAGGCACAACAAUUAUGAAGUGUGGACAUACAAUGCAUAUGGAAUGCUACGCUGAGAUGAUCCAUCAGAACCAGUAUCGCUGUCCUAUAUGCUCUAAGUCUGUUCUCAACAUGUCCGGAACUUGGCAAAGGUUAGAUCUGGAGAUUGAAGCUACAGCCAUGCCUGAAGAAUAUCGCUAUGAGGUUCCAAUUCUCUGCAACGAUUGCAAUAGUACUGGUAAAGCAUUUUUUCACAUACUUGGCCACAAAUGCAAGCAAUGUAAUUCAUACAACACCCGCAUGAUUGGUACUGGUGAAGAUCCCCAAUGACAUGGUCAUGGACGCUAGAUGCUCAGCUUGAUUAAAGUGGUGUUUUUUUUUUUUUUUUUCACAUUAGGCAAACAGCUGCCUCUGCCUUGUUGUUCUUCUUCCUUUUUGUUUUGUUUCUUCUAGCGAUCGGUGUUACUCUAUAAAGGAGUAUGGGAUAGUCAUUGGAUAAAACUUCUCCAUUUAUGCUGUUGCAUAUUGAAAACUUCCAGAAAGUAGCAGACUCGGUAAAACUAAACUAAAAAGAAUUGGCUCCUGGUAGGUCAGGUUCAAAGUGGAUGUAUGUCUUUGGUUGUCCAA
This is a messenger RNA of Capsicum annuum, 1290 nucleotides long. Its product is annotated as E3 ubiquitin-protein ligase MIEL1. Gene Ontology annotation, molecular function: ubiquitin protein ligase activity; zinc ion binding. The record is from RefSeq and is a predicted model, not a curated record. Lineage: Eukaryota; Viridiplantae; Streptophyta; Magnoliopsida; Solanales; Solanaceae. Gene Ontology annotation, biological process: ubiquitin-dependent protein catabolic process; protein ubiquitination. The transcript has 12 exons. Gene Ontology annotation, cellular component: nucleus. The coding region runs from base 139 to 993 and encodes 284 amino acids.